Messenger RNA from Paralichthys olivaceus (Japanese flounder), 3722 nucleotides. The record is from RefSeq and is a predicted model, not a curated record. Lineage: Eukaryota; Metazoa; Chordata; Actinopteri; Pleuronectiformes; Paralichthyidae.
CUGAUGGGCUUAAAAUGAAUUUAAUGUGCACCUGAAGGAGUCUGCUAGUAGCAGUGUUCAUCAGAUAGACUGUGGUGUCCAGGGACAUGAAACUCAAUCCACAGCAAGCUCCAUUGUAUGGGCAAUGUGUUGUCACGGUGCAGCUCGCUGAUGAAGAGCUGGCUGCGGAUGAGGAGGGCGUGCACUACUUCCUUCUGUUUGCUGGCAGCACACAAAGGCACCUGACCAGCACCCUAAGGAGCAGUCAUGACACCUUGCAGGCGGUGUGUCCCGCCCAUGACUGCUGCGAGGGGGUACUGGUCACCUUGUGCUCUGUCAGCCAAUUUGUCCCUGAGGCCCCAAAGAAAGACCUACGCCUGGGUAGUGUGUCUCCACUGGGCGAGCAACGAUUCAGCUUCGUCCAGGAUUUGGCUUUUGACAUGGCCCAGUUUCUGGUGAGCACGGCAGGUCGAGCUGACGCCCUAGAUGGAGCGCUGCUGCUGGAUGAGUGUCAGAUUCCUCUGCGGGAGUGUGAACGUCUGGAUGAGAGCCUGGCGCUGGCCCUCCAGCAUCUCGCCCUGCCUCUGGGAUGGACCUUACUGGGAAACAAACCAACCAACAUCACUGAACUGAAUCCUCAGGAGACUCUGCUGCACUUCUCCGCUCGUCGAGGUCUAUUUCGGGUUACACGCUUCUUGUUACAGCAGCCUGGAGCUACAGAAGCCCUGCGAUUGGUCAACAGACAGGGCCACACCCCAUCCGCCAUUGCUGCUUUGCGAGGACAUGAACGUCUCCACAAGCUUUUAGAAAAGGCUGACACGGACACAGAGAAAGGGGCUGACAGUGUCCACCAGGUCUCUACAGAUGCCCGGGUAAUUUGUCACCUCCCCAGGCUGAACACACACACUCUGACACUGAGAAACCACCCUGGCCGCGAACCUCCGACCCUUCAGAAGAGUGUGGAGCAGCUGCUGCACCUGAUAUGCCAUCUCCAUGCCAAGGGAGUUUCUGUACUGGAGCUGCAGUUUGAUGGUCUGCACACAGCUGCCGAAUGUUGUGAUGGCAUAGAAACAGAGAUAACCUGCGUGGAGCAACUACAGCAGGCUGCCACAGCAUCGAAGUGUUUGGAUACAACAGCUGAAGGCAGCUGGGUAGAAAACUGCCCAGUGGAAAGCAGCAGGACUGAUUCAGGACACAGUGAGACUGGGAAGGCAGAGAAAGACGGGAGGUUGUCUGCGAGUACUCCAACAUCAGAUGUACGCCCUGAGGACCAUGGCCUUCACUCCCCAGAGGAGCGGGUGUGUUUUAGUUCAAACAUUGGGAGAGAUUACUGCCAAGCAGAGGAGGAGGGAAGAGAGCAGCCUGUUGUUUCCACCCAAAGUUUGAGUUUGCGUCACAGGAGUGAAGGAGCUCAGAGUGAGGUAGAAAGGGCAGAACUCACUGUGGGAAUCCUACCACCAGCAGGCUGUGGUAAACAGGCAGAGGAAACUGAUAGAGCAGAGGCUGUGAUCCGGGAAGGACAGGAGGCCACAAAGGGAGAGGACAGAUCUGAGCAGGAAGAGGAGCACAGCACAGCCAGGAGGAAGGAGGAGGAGGAGACCAACUCAGAGUCAACAGAUCCAAUAACGCCCGGUGGAGACAAGAAAGCUUUAGUCAUGGGCCAGAGUCUGUCGUUGGAAGGCUCAGAGGUUUCUGACAACUCCGAUUCUGAAACGAAAGACUGCGCUCAGGAAGAGGAAACUGUUGGGACAGAAGACAUGAAACUUAGUGAGGAACUCUGUGAUGGACUCUCUUUAGACGAGGAGACAAUGGAGAAUAAAGGGUUAACGGACCCUGUAUCAGUCUCAAGGGACCUCCCCAAUCCAUCACUGAUAGACAGCAGUGAUGUAAGCGAGGAGCCUGAAUCUGCUUUUUCAAGUCUCCUGAUAGAAGGCCUCCACAAGGGGGAACCUCCACCAGACAUAAACAGCCUGGAACAAAACCAGGAAACAGCUGGGAGGGAUUACGCUACAGAGCAGCAGCAGGGCUUGGCUCCAGACACCAAUUCUGAGAAUUGUACUGGAACAGCAAAGAGUAAAGAACUGGAUGGUCAGGAUGUAGCUGAAACUUUUGGACAAAGUAUCAAAAGCUCCUUUUUGCCUGUGGAUGAAUCUGACAACACAGCAGAUGAUCAGACCGCCGGGAACUCCACAGAAGAUACACAGAUUGACCAAGUUGACUGCAUGGCCCACAGCCUCUCCAGUGAUGACGAUGGCAGUUUCCGGUCAGUCGGAAGCUCCACAACGGAAAUCUUCCACCCCACUCAAGACAGUGCCACAGCAGAGGAGCAGGACUUGGUUCAAAGCAAGAUAUCAGAACUGUCCUCAGAAGGAUCCAUGAUGGAUGCGGGGCUCAUCUCGGAGCAGACCCCUGACAGGGCUGCGACAUUGACCAACUGCAACCAGACUGGCACCGAGCCUGAGUCACAACUGCCACCCAGCCCUCAGACAAUGGAGCCUUUGAACCCAGAGGGGACAGGAGAGGAACUUGUCCCAGAACUUUCCAAAGAGGAUCUGUCAUUGGGUCCCAUGUUGUCAGAGAGUGAGGACUCUGGAGAUGCCAACUGCUCUGUCCUGAAUGCAGAGAUUGAGCAUUCAGCAUCGGAGAUCACCUGUACAGUCCUAAGUGAACCAUGUCAGUCUGUUGCAGAAAAGAUCGAAGUGGAUGUCCCAGUUGGAGGUGAUCCUCAGUCAACAGAGACCAGUGAUAAAACUCUGGUUGCCUCAGGAGAGGAGAAUGGGCAUGUGCAAUCUGCUCCAGAGCAACAGAAACAGGACGAUUUAGAGACCACAGCAGAAGAAACGUCACCUGACGAUGGAUUAACUCACACAGAGAAUGAGAUCAGUGUAUCUUCAUCACAAAGUAUCACUCUGCUUUCAGACAGUACAGAAGCAGAACCACGUUCUCAAAACAAUGAACUUGUUGUUGAGAAUGAUUUGAAUGAAAAUUCAAAGACAUCUGAUGCAGUGGAUGGAGCCUCAGAAAGCCACAACAGUGCAAUCCAAGGGGAAGAUGUCAUCAAGUCUGAAGACACUGUAAUUGCUGCAGGGGAGGAAGAAAAUGACACAGCAGAGGAAACAGACUUCUCCAGGAUCCACCGAGACAGAGAGGCGUCGUUCCAUCAGCCCUGCAACACUCAGCACUCAGGAUCUUCACAGUCUUCAGCGUUUCCCAGUUUGCCCAGUAGGACCGACAGCACCACCAGUUGUCCCUCCACAGCUCACAAAGACUCCAGCAGCGACAUAGAGAGCUUCCUAAACAUAGAACCUGGAUAUGACAGCGUCUUCAGAAAGAAUGAUGAACCAGUGACAGGAGGAGACAGUGCCAGCGAGGUGUCCAUCUCCUGUUCCUCCACAGACGACACCGCCAGCGUCGGCCCGUCCAGCUCCAGUCCUGAAGGCAGCCAGCACCUGGGCUGCAGCUGGAGCCCAGAGGACAGUGUUCAGACAGGGGCUGCUACCUCUGCAGGUCUGGACGGAGGUGGAGGAGCGGGAGAAGCUGAAGAAGAGGCCAAAGACAGAGUGACAGAGGUGCCGCGGCGCUCUUGUCUCCUCCGGAACAGCAUCCGCUCCCUGUCGCCUCUCCGCCGCCACAGCUGGGGUCCUGGAAAGAACAACGGGGGAGACGCGGAGAUGAAUCAACGGAGUUCCAUCCGUAGUCCUGGUGAGGGGAAGCCGACCUUUCACAGGAGAAGGUACCAAUAA